Molecule: messenger RNA, 1823 nt
Organism: Xenia sp. Carnegie-2017
Lineage: Eukaryota; Metazoa; Cnidaria; Anthozoa; Malacalcyonacea; Xeniidae
Product: adenylosuccinate synthetase isozyme 1-like
Exons: 16
Coding region: 125-1447 (440 amino acids)
Biological process (GO): 'de novo' AMP biosynthetic process; IMP metabolic process
Cellular component (GO): cytoplasm
Molecular function (GO): GTP binding; adenylosuccinate synthase activity
Source: RefSeq, a predicted model, not a curated record
UUUUUAAAACAGCGCGAAAUCAAAUCGGCAACAUUGCUGUUUUCUUUUCUGUAUCAGUAACUUCCUGUUGCAUUUUCACCUUUAGAUGAAUGAAAUUUGACGUGCUACUGGAGAAAAAUAUAAUAUGGAGGCGUUGAAUGGACAUGUUUGUCAGCAUAACGUCAACGAUAAAUUGGGAAAAGUUACUGUGGUUCUUGGUACUCAAUGGGGAGACGAAGGCAAAGGAAAAGUUGUUGAUUUACUGUCAUCUAAUGCCGACGUAGUUUGUCGUUAUCAAGGUGGAAAUAAUGCUGGACAUACUGUAUGCGAUGGUUUAACUACAUUUUAUUUCCAUCUUACUCCAAGUGGAAUUAUUCACAAGAAUUGUAAAAGUAUUCUUGGUAAUGGAGUUGUUAUUCAUAUACAACAGUUGUUCAAUGAAAUUGAAGAGAAUGUGAAAAAAGGUCUCACAGGAUGGGAAAAUCGUUUGUUAAUAUCAGAUAGAGCUCACAUAGUAUUUGACUUUCAUCAGCAAGUUGAUGGUAUUCAAGAAGAUUAUCAUCGUAAAACCAGCCUUGGGACAACAAAGAAAGGCAUUGGACCAACAUACGCUGCAAAGGCAUCACGAUCAGGAAUUAGAAUAUGUGAUUUGACCAGUGACUUUGAGUACUUCAAAGAAAGAUUCCAGUCUUUGGUAAUGCAGUACAAAAGAGCGUACCCAAGUUUGGAAGUUAACAUUGAAGAAGAAGUGAAAAAAUAUAAGAAAUUUGCGGACAAAAUUCGACCAUAUGUUUGUGAUACGGUCAGUUUUAUGCACAAAGCUUUGGAGGAAAACAAGCAAAUCUUGAUCGAAGGUGCUAACGCCACAAUGUUAGACUUAGACUUUGGAACCUAUCCCUUUGUCACAUCCAGUAGUUGUUCUUCUGGUGGUGUGUGCAUCGGUCUUGGUAUUUCCCCGCGAUCUAUUGGCCAUGUGAUUGGUGUCGUCAAAGCUUACACAACCAGAGUUGGUGUCGGAGUUCUUCCAACUGAACAAAUAAAUGAGAUUGGUGAAACUUUACAAAGUGUUGGCCGGGAGUUUGGUGUGACCACCGGACGCAAAAGAAGAUGUGGAUGGUUGGAUCUUGUCGUUGUCAGAUAUUCAAAUAUGAUAAAUGGUUAUUCGAGUUUAGCUGUGACGAAGCUAGAUGUUCUUACGAAUCUUGGCGAUCUUAAAAUUGCCAUAAACUACAAGCACAAUGGAAAAAUCUGUUCUGCAUUUCCUGCUUCUUUAAAAGUACAAAAUGAGAUGGAGGUUGAAUAUAUAACAUUGCCAGGAUGGACGGAGGACAUCGGAAAAGUUCGUAAGUACGAUGAUCUUCCCGAAGCUGCUCGGAAUUACAUCAGGAUGAUUGAAAAACACACUGGUUUACCUGUUGAAUACGUUGGUGUUGGACCUACAAGAGACGCCAUGAUUAAACUUUUUUAGAUCGACGGAGAUAGUCAUUUCGAAGAAUUUUCAUUUUUUUAUUUGUAAAUUCCUCUUAAAAUAAGCACACCCUGUUUUCUAUAAGUCUGCAAGAAAGUCAUUGACUUUAUCUUUUACUACAUCUAGCUAUAGCCAAAUAUUUUGGUUUUUGCAAUCAAACUUUACUUGAGUAACUCGUCCUACUUUUCCAAGAUAUUUUUUAUGUACUUUAUAUAAUUUAGAUAAUCUUUUCUUAUUUAGGAGUAUACUUUUCGUCAUUUUAACCAGGCGAAGUACGCUUUAUUAAAAUAUUUAUAGCCUGACAACUUAUAUCUCUGAUCUUCACCACUUCAAAAUGUAAAAUCUCAAAUUUAUUUAUGAGUUGAUGAUUAAUGAC